Molecule: messenger RNA, 6505 nt
Organism: Nylanderia fulva
Lineage: Eukaryota; Metazoa; Arthropoda; Insecta; Hymenoptera; Formicidae
Cellular component (GO): nucleus
Source: RefSeq, a predicted model, not a curated record
AAAAUGGUGGUCAGUAAUGGACCAGCAGUGCGGGGCGACAUAAUGCACGGCGCGCACGAGUGUCGAUGAGUGUCCCCGUUGUUGUCAUCGACGCCGCAGAUGAUAUAAAUGAGCCUGUACGCGGACCUGGAGGGACGUCGCGACGCUGUGGGAAGCGGUGCCCGGGAUGCGCCCUACUACUCCCCGUGAUCGCACACGCUCGGAUCAUGUGAGCCGCGACUCGCCGUCCGGUGGUGGUGCUGCUGCUGCUACUGCUGGUGCCGCCCGCCUGGUAUCGUCUGGUAUCGCACGUUCGGCACUUUGUGUAGCCAUAUUUAUCGCGUGUUACUCGUCGAAAACGUCGUCGUCCUAAGCGACGACCUGGUGAGCGUCGCGUCCUUCCGCUCGUCGAGACCCUCUUCUCCGUAUGGUCGCGCGCACUUGAGGAAGGAUAGCGUCCUUGUUAUCGUCGUUGUCAUCCUUAUCGUCAUCAUCGUCGUGUAUGCGAGUAUGCGACGAUCCUUCUCCGCUGACCCAACGUCAUCGUCGUCGGACGUGCAACGUCGAGUGUCAUCGCCACCGAUCGCCGUAGCUGUGUCGCGAGAGACGUCGCCGAGACGAGCAAUAAUAAUUCCCGGAUCCUGGCAACAUCGACGAUCGAUUAUUCGUCGUCAUUCACGUCCGGGUGCGCGAUUUCGCGCUGCUCCGGAGACGCCUAAGCGGCUAUUUUCCUGGCGUGUGUUUUUUCAUUGUUGUAUAACUCGUCCUGGAUCCUAUGCGAAAUAUGGGCAGCUUCUGUGCCGCUAAUCCUGAUUGUUGGGUGAAUUUUUUAUGACUGCAUUUGUUGAAAAUGUUUUCAAUAUAAUUUUCUACGUAAGGGUGCAAGGAAAUAUACACAAGUUAUGAUAAAAAGUUAUGUUAUGAAUAUCUUGGAGUGUAUGUUUUACAUUGCACAUUGGAGGAAUCUAUUAAACUUGUACCAAGCAAGGCACUGUUGUGCCACGCUUGGGUAAUGGAUCCGAUUGGUCCAUGGUAUUCGUAUAAUCGUUUCACUGCGAGCGGCACUACUGGAACGUUUCAAACGACAACACCAACUACAACUAGUGAUUUUGUAUCUCAUCAUUUAGCAACGGCUGUUACACAAGCAGUGCCAUCAACAACGACGUCGCAAUUACUUCUACAAGCGGCACAUACAACAGCAAAUCUGGCGGGUCAGCCGUCCCCCUUUAACCCUGGGGGGUUUCUAACUCCACCCCCUGUGGGUUAUGAAGUCUUUUCGCCGCUCUUCCAUCAUCCCAAUACAAAGCAAGCGCAUUAUGUUACUCAGCAUCGACAAGCUGUUGCUCAAGCGCCAGCGGUAUCGGUGACAAAACAAAACACCACGAGCGAGUCCGAUAUUCCUACAUUGAGGGAGAAUUAUAGUUCGGCGCAUCAAGCUACAUUUUUCGAGCAACAAGGAGCGUCGACAUCGCCUACGACAUCGACUCUGGCCUGGACACCUCAGAACAAUACACAGCUUCCUAGUCCGUUUGGUAUUCUACCGCACGAGAGUAUCGUUCCGUCAUCCCCGGGUCCGCCCUCCACAAAAUCUAGUAAUACUAGCGGCUACGAGAACACCUUCAACGCACACUUCAGUACAAUGCAGACUAUAAAUAAUAUCAAUGCAUCUCAAUUAACUAGUCCAUCUACGUGCAGCGCGGACUUUAAAGUUGCUAACUGCCCGGCCGAUGCGAAGAAAUCUGUCAAUGUGAGACCUCAAUCACCUACCUCGGCUAGCGUAAAAUCCAUCCCCGUGCAAAGACAAACGUUUUUUCAUCAAGUACCGACAACCUUCAGUUCCGAGACUUUGACGAAUAGUUAUCCGAGUGCGGGAAAUGGAGGUCAGUCUGCCGCCGGAAAUGGGAAGUCGGGAUUGCAACAUCAGCAAUCGUGUAUCGUGUCGACGCCGAGCAAUGCCUCGGGCAAGGAAUACAGGAUACCCCAACUACCCUCGAGAUCGACUGCGUCGACGACAAUUUUUCUCAGCACUUCCGUACGCUCGGGUUCGGCCACACAAGCGGUCCAGCAGGAUAAACAGGGAACGCGCAAUGGCAAUUUCGCGUCCCCGCCUAACAAAGCGACGACUGCUACUGCUCAACAGAAUAUUCAAACUAAAACACAGACCAAGAUCUAUCCGGAAUUGGGCAGCCAUGGAGUCGAACAUCGAAGAAACGAGCAACACGAUAAUAAUCAAUCAUCACCGAUCAGCUUCUCCAUUAUGGACAAUCGUGGUGGUUUGAACUACGCUGCGAAUAAUUCCACGAAUUGCAACAAUUCAAGCGGCAAGCUUACGAACAGCCAGAGGACGCCGUCUAACAGCAAUCUACAGUCGCAUGCUCAGCAGCAGCAACAACAACAGCAGCAGCAGCAAACGUUUCACGUUUUGAAUCAGCAACAGCAGCAAACUACGUCUUACAGACAUUAUUUAACAGGUUCGGGAACGAAUGAUACAGAGUAUCAUCAUCCAGGCAGAUCCAAGUCCGCGGCCUCGACGGAUUCUGCUUAUUCUUCCAGUACCUCGACGCAAAACGGACCCGACUGUAGCGUCGUCGUUCCACGACGACCGAGUCCUCUGCAGGCUCAUUCGCAAGCCAGUCCCCUGGGUCACGUGCCAAGUCCCGCGUAUCCCAUGUACAACAGUCCGAUGGCGACCAUGUCGUCACCGUCGCCGUUGCAGCAACAUGCUGAGAACAAUGGUAAUCAGUGCACCAAUUCCGCACAAGCGUAUAAAGGCGGAGUGCAACAACAAGUCACUCCGCCGUCACCUCUGGACGUUACUGUUCCGAGGCCGUCGUCGCAGGGACAAGUCGCGUAUUCCUCGGUGAUCACGCGAGCAUUGGGUACCAGCACGGAAAACAAUAAAACAGCGUACAACGCGGAGAGUAAAACGACCUACGACGGACAACAGCAAGACUUUUCGCAGACGCAGAAACAGCAGGUCUGCUGGGAGAACGACAAUCGCCAAACGACGAACGGCAACAGGAAGUUCUCCGUCGCCGUAUAUACCGGUGCGAAUACUGGGGAUAUGAACGCGCAGAGCUUACCAGUUCAACAGCAGCAGCAAGUGCAAAGGCUGGUGAAUAUAUCGGCAGACAACAGACAGCAACCAUAUUUCGAGCCUAAUCAAGUGGCACUGCAGGACUUGAGCAGUUGCAGAGGGGAUCCGAUGAGUAUCGUGAAGAACUUGCAAACGUUACAGCAGGGUCCCUGUCAAGUGCAGCAGCACGCGAUCGUUACGGUCGGCACGACGGAGCAGCAGAAGCAGGCUGAAGAAAAUAGGCGAAAGGCUGAUAGCGCUAACAAGAAGAGGAAAAGUUUGGAGAAGGCUACCGGUCACGGUGCGGCGCCGAACGAGCUUACGGGAACGACCACGACGAUGACGGAGUAUCUCGGUAGGAUACCUCCGCCAGCACAUCACAACGCGACGAAUCAACAACAGCAGAACGGUUUCUUCGAGUUUGAUCGGUGGACCCACGGUGGUCUACCGCCUCCGCCCACCAAGAUGUUUCCCGCCGCGUCUGGCGCCUUUAGUUCGCAGUCCUCGUUACAUCACUCGAGUAACUUCGCGAACACCCCGGCUCAUCAGCAUCAAUCGUUGGCGAUGGUGUCGCAUCAUCACGCGCCACCAUCUAUGUAUUUUCCGGCCUUCCACCUCUCCGCGGGUCACCAUCCGCAUCAUCCGCAAGAGUUUCAUCCCUCGGUUGAAAUUACGUCAAUAGGAUUCGGUGCUGAAAACGUCGCGAAUCAAAACGCCAAUUAUAAUCAAGAGGUCAGAGACGACCAGCCUAAGGUAGUGGUUCCUAAUAUUGAGGAGGAACUCGGUUUCCUUCAACAGGAUCAGCAUCUAAUGCAGAACACGAGUCAAAUGAAUAAAGACUUUAAACGGCCCAGCAGGGAUCCCAAUACAGGUUUCAUGACGAGCUAUUUGAAGUUUCUGCAAGGUGAAAGGGAUCCUUCUCCACCUCCUGCUAUACGUGGCGGUAGAAAGGCUACGUGGAAUAGGUCGAAGCCAUAUAUACCAGUUGAGCCGAGCAAACCCGCAGAAGCUUCGACUAACGGCGAGGCUGUUAAACCUCAAGAGAAGCCGUUGGUUAAGGAGACACCAGUUAAGGAAACACCAGUGAUAGAUUACGCUAAUGAUCCUAGGUACUUUCCGUUACCGAAGGAAAGGAAGAAAGCAAACUUCGAUUCGAGCGAUGACGGAUUUACCAGCGAUGAUGACUUCUUAUUUCCUCCCAAGAAAACUGAAAAGAAAGUGCAGAAUGCGAAUAAUUAUGCGAGUAAUGUCGAAGUUGUCGCUGUAAAACCAGAAAGUAAAGGUAGAAAAGGUCGGCCUAUUAAGCCUGGUGGACCCACGGAUAGAAAGAGGAAAGCUGCUGCUGCUGCAGCAGCAGCAGCGGCAGCGGCAACAGCAGAAACAGAGAAAAAAUCUUCGAAGAAAAUUGAAGAAGUAGAUCCUCUAUUACUUCCUCCGAGACGUGAAACAUCGAGAAGGAAGGCGAAGGAAAAGACAUCGGUGAAACAAUUUUUGGAUCGACAACAGGGUUUAUUAGAUUAUUUAGACAAUGACGAGGAACAGGCUGACUCCGAUUCUGAUCCAGCGUGGACUCCUGCUGUGAAAUUGAUCGGGGACGAGGACGAAAAGAGGAAAAAACGCGUAAGACCCGUCAUUACCAAGAAAAUUAGAAAAAUCUUGGAGGAAGACGGAUACUCGUCUGGGGAACCUAUCGUUUCGAAAAAAUCAACGAGAAAGAAACACGAGAUGCCUUCAAAAAAUUCCAACAGCGCUGGCAAACUUUCUUGUAAGAUUGACGAAAAAUUAGUAGCAGCAGCAAGUGACGAGGAUAUUGAUAUUUCACCAUUUAAGCAUUUAGGCAACUCAGAAGAUGCGUCUGGCGAGUUUGUCGUAAUUAAGACGGAAUUGGAUGAAGAGUAUCCUCCUCUUUGGAGGAUAGAUGGUAAAACAUUGCUGCAAAAAUAUGAGCCAUUCAAAUCCAAUGGAAAAACUUUGUACAGAAACAUAUCUACGUAUUCUGCAUGGGUUUCACAAAAUCGCCACAUAUAUCAACAAGUGCCGGUGAAAUUUUGGCAGCAGGGCAAGAUAGAAACAAUUGUGGAGUUCUUGAGGGACGAAAUGAUUGUUAACGACAGCGAGAGUAUCGAUAAGUCUAUGAAAGAUACUGAGAGGUAUCAAGAUAAUUUUGAAGUGUACAUACAAACAUUAAUCUCGCAAGCUUUGGAUUCCAAUUUCCUUACUGAAAUAUUUCAAGAACAAGACGAUUAUUUUCUGUCAAAUGUUAAGACUGUUGAUGAAGUAACGGAAGAGAGGAAACGUCGCCUUUUGUCUACGACUAAAUGGAAACCGAAUUUCGUGACAGCAAUAUCGACGUGGCCGUGUGUUAACGUGCUUAAAGAUCUAUCGUCUUCAGAAUAUAAAGGGAAAUGUUGUGGUGGUUGUCAGCAUACUAGAAUCUUUGCAAGAAUUCUGCUUUAUGGACAACCAUACAACGGUACUACAUUGGAAGGUUCACCGCCAGAUCCAAGAGUACCUCAUGAAAAAGACUUUUUGUUGUGCCGUAUUUGCCAAAAGAAGGUAGCCUUGUAUAAUAAAGUCGCUCAUCAAAAAUAUUUAAUGUUUUUGGAAUGUGCGAGAAGAGUGACGGAUAAGAAGGUGGCUGAUCCACACAAAGAUACUACAAUAAUAUUAAAUGAAUUAUUAGCAGAUGAAGCAUGGUUGAAUCAACUUUUUAAAGAAGUGAGGAACAUUUGGGCUGAAAUUGAUAGUAUGGAGCAACAAGGGAAAACGAAAAAGAAAGCAAUUUUGUCAGCGAUGAAAAAUCAUAGAAAUAUCUCGCAAGCAAAUGUUGAAACAGCAAUCGCAGCUGCUCCUACUGUACUUACUUUUAAAGAGACUGCUAAUACUUCUGAUUCACAGGUGCCUAUACAGAAUACCGAAAAUAAUCCCAAAUCAGUAUCUAACGAUGUGCAAAUGGACAGUGAACCAUCUUAGUGGUAUUAUAAUAACUGUUUAUAUUUAAUGCAAAAUGCAUCAAGACUGCUACGAGUUCAGUGAUACAUCUUCAAGAACGCACAAACGUUUUAUCACCAAUAUCAACACCAUUAAAACGCAUGUCUCGCAUGUGUAUCAAUGAAGUCUUAUAUAUAAAGAUAUAUAUUGUGAGUGACGAAUUAAAAGUGUAAUCGAGAGAUUGUAGUUAUAGUGAUAAGACAUAGUACAUAUAUAAAUGUACAUCAGGUAAGCACAAGGGGAAGAAAUUCACAUACAUAUGUAACAUAUUCACGUUUGAUAUAGAAGUCUAGCUUUAGCUACAACUUUGCCAUUAUAGCAUAAUCAUAGCAUAAUAAUAAUAAUAGCAGAAACUAAUAUUCAUGUGAAUAUAGACAUUUAGUUUAGUCUUUGUAUCGUGAUGAUCUUAUAUAAGCUUCGAUAUAUGAUAAAAAUCCAAAACAUAGUGAUAUGACGUGA